This is a messenger RNA of Tilletiopsis washingtonensis, 1452 nucleotides long. RefSeq lists its product as hypothetical. The record is from RefSeq and is a predicted model, not a curated record. Gene Ontology annotation, molecular function: hydrolase activity, acting on ester bonds. The transcript is spliced from 5 exons. Bases 19 to 1038 code for a protein of 339 amino acids. NCBI's taxonomy places the organism in Eukaryota, Fungi, Basidiomycota, Exobasidiomycetes, Entylomatales.
ACCGCCCACACCCGCGCCAUGGUGCUGCCACUGCCCGUGCUGCUGCUCUGCGCCUGGCUGCCGCUGCUGCUGCACCUGCUGCCCACUGCCGCGCGCCCGCUGGGCAGCAGCAGCCGCCGCCGCAGCACGCCCGCGCGCAUCGUCCUCUUCGGCGACUCGCUCUCCGACAACGGCAACGGCAGCUUCGCCCUCACGCGCCGCGCAUGGCCCGCCGAUGCGGCCUACUUUGACGGGCGCUUCAGCAACGGGCCGACGUGGAUCGAGUACGUGGCACAGGCGUACUUUGCGCCGCCGCUGGACCGCGGCCUCGACGACGGCGCGUUCGGCGGCGCCACGCUCGACGAUGUGCGCGUGCAGGGCUACACCGGCAUCAACUCGACCAUCCCGGUGCCCGGUGUCUUUGCGCAGAUCGAGCGCUAUCUCGCCAAGCACACGCCGGCGUGCGAUGAGCUCUACGUCGUCUCCGGCGGCUCCAACGACGCCUUCUUUGCCCUCGGCACGCCGCUCUUCGACUCGCCCGAGCGCUUUGCUGCGCAGUCCGCUGAGCUAAUCCAGCAGGGCGUCGAGCGCCUACGCAAGCAUGGCGCUCGCACCUUCCUGCUGCCGCUCGGCCCCAUGCUCUCCUCGAGUCCAUACGCCCUCUCCGCCUCGUCCGCCAUUCGCUCACAGCUGGCGCGCUACUCCGCCGCACUGCGCGCCGCCGUCAGCGCCCAGGUGGCGCUCUAUAAGGCGCGCCACCCGCUCGACGUCGCCAUCGUGCUCUUUGAGACGAGCCUCGAUGCGCAUGCGCACGAGUUCAAACACGCCGACACGCCGUGCCUCGAGGGCGCGUACGGCGAGGCGCCGCGCCGACUCUGCGACGAGCCGGACGAGUACGUCUACUGGGACCUCUACCACCCGAGCACUCGCGCACACGCCAUCAUUGCAAAGCAGGCUUUGCAGGCGCUGCGCGUCGCUGGACUGCCGCCGCCGUCGCAGCCACACGACGAACAGUUGCGCCUACAGGCCCUCUCGCCUCAUCGCGCGACGCAGCGGUAGACGAGGCGCUUGCGUGGCAUGAGACGCUGAGCGAGGACAGAGCUGCCGGUGGUGCGGCUAGGACCCCUGUCCUGCGUCUCUUCGGGUGCAAGCGCAGGCUCUAGCGUAGCUCUCGUGCUGGUCGCAGGGACAUUGUCAGCAGAACAUCUCCGCGCAGUCUCUUCCCGUCGGGAAGGGCCUGAAGGGAGAUGUCUUGAACGGCAACGUCCCUGCGACCAGCCGAGGAUGUUGGCUAUGGUCUGUUCCUGCUUCUGAGGAGCGCAGUCACAGAGCCAGCGCCUCGCAAGCGCUCUGUCCAUGUGCUCUUUCGCAUGCCGCUCUCCGCGACACAGCUCGCCCUGCCCGUGCCGUGAAGCGACUCCGCUGCAGCCGACAUACACACUACUCCCCUACUAAUACAUAGAUUGCCAUGCG